Molecule: messenger RNA, 3092 nt
Organism: Myripristis murdjan (pinecone soldierfish)
Lineage: Eukaryota; Metazoa; Chordata; Actinopteri; Holocentriformes; Holocentridae
Gene: grb14
Product: growth factor receptor-bound protein 14
Exons: 15
Coding region: 93-1688 (531 amino acids)
Biological process (GO): insulin receptor signaling pathway; negative regulation of insulin receptor signaling pathway
Cellular component (GO): cytoplasm; plasma membrane
Source: RefSeq, a predicted model, not a curated record
GGAGCAGCGACAUGAAGACCAGGGUGCGCGACUCAAACACGCAACCGCACUUCAACAGGCAGACGAUGAUGCCUUGGAUUUAGCCGGCCCACAUGAGUGAUAUGAAUAACACACUGGACGACAUACACUCUUCUGGAAGCCUCGGAGAGAAAGCAGAGAUUUUUCAGAGUGGUAAGGGUAAUGUGAGUGGCUUUCCCAGUCCAGCCCUCAUCCCUCUGCGUACUCCUUUACUACCACCAAAUGCUCAGAAGACCAGGACUACUGUCUGCAAGGGGAAUAGGAGUCAUAAAGAGGGAGAGGAGUCAUUGGCUUCCCCUGUUCCAAACCCUUUUCCUGAGCUCAUUCCCUCAACCGUCUCCCCCCUCGUCUCCGAAUGUUUAUUACCAUGGACCAAAAGCAGUGCAACUCAGGUAAUUAAAGUGUACAAUGAAGACAACACCAGCAGAGCAGUAGAGGUUCCCAGUGACAUCACUGCCCGGGACAUAUGCCAACUAUUUGUCUUGAAGAGCCAUUGCAUUGAUGACCACAGCUGGACUCUUUCUGAGCACCUCUCUCAUCUAGGCAUAGAGAGAACCAUUGAAGACCACGAGUCUGUUAUGGAGGUGCUAUCAGGCUGGGGGAUGGACACAGACAGCCGUCUGUAUUUCAGGAAGAACUAUGCUAAAUAUGAAUUCUUCAAGAAACCUCUGGAUUUUUUCCCAGAUCACAUGGUCUCUAUAUCCAGUGAAACCAACGGGAUGAUGAAUCACUCUCAGCUCAUACAGACCUUUCUAAACUCCAGCACUUGUCCAGAGGUCCAUGGCCAUCUCCAUGCCAAAGAGCAAGGCAAGAAGUCCUGGAAGAAGUUCUACUUUGUCUUGAGGAGGUCAGGGCUCUAUUUCUCCAAUAAGGGAACCUCCAAGGAACCGAGGCAUCUUCAGUUCAUUGCUGAGUUCACUGACAGUGAUGUCUACACCCUCUUGUCAGCCAAAAAAGUACACGGCGCGCCUACAGAUUAUGGCUUCUGUGUCAAGUCAGCAAAGUGUAAUUCAGCCCGAGACCUGAAGCUGCUCUGUGCAGAUGAUGAGCAGACCAGGACCUGUUGGGUCACUGCCAUGCGCCUGUUGAAGCACGGGAUGCAACUGUACCAAAACUUCAUUCAGCCACACCAGAAACAGAAAGCUUCACCAAUGAGGAGCAUUUCGGAGAACUCACUGGUGGCCAUGGACUUCUCUGGCCAAAAGAGCAGAGUGAUUGAAAACCCAUCUGAGGCACUGUCUGUGGCUGUGGAGGAAGGUCUCUCAUGGAGGAGGAAAAGCUGCCACCGUUUGAGCUCCCAUGGGAGUCCCUCCACAUCACAGAGCUCCGUGUUAAGCAUAGCGCUCCAUUUGGCCCAGCCUUGGUUCCACAGCAGACUGUCUCGGGAUGAGGCUCACCGCCUAAUCACUCAACAGGGUCUUAUUGAUGGAGUAUUUCUUCUGAGGGACAGCCAAAGCAAUCCUAAGACUUUUGUACUGUCACUGUGCCACAUGCAGAGAAUCAAACACUUUCAGAUCUUACCUGUGGACGAUGAAGGGGAGUUGUUCUACAGUCUGGACGACGGUCACACUCGCUUCACUGACUUGAUCCAACUGGUGGAGUUUUACCAGCUAAACCGUGGGGUGCUGCCCUGCAAGCUCAAACACCACUGUGCCCGGAUCACCCUGUGAACAAGGGCCCCACGGGACCUCGGGGCCCGCAUGCACCUUAACUACAGGGCCUUUCUGGACAAGCACUCCCAGUGUUCUCGUGCCUUGAGAAUAAAGGACACACAGACUAACUCAACAGCCAUGCUAACUGAAACCACUGUUAUCACCAACUAGAGGCAACUUCCACAAUGUGGUAACUUGUGAUUUUUUUUUUUUUCCAACAAAACAUCAAACUGACUCGAGCAGUACAAUAAUACAUACUAGCUGACCACAGGUGCUGCAGCAGUUGAAGAUAAUACUAGAUAGUGCUGAGGGUAAUCUGUGUUUGUUACCUUGGUGGAUCCCGAUGUGGUGGCAGAUCCCAAAUAAACCCCUGUGGUGUGAAUUCCAAACUUGAGUUAUUGUACUGUAUAUAUCGUAGAGCUGAAUUCUUAUGGUAAGUGGCUCAUAUGAUUCACUCUAGCAUCUCGACAUGAAUGAAUGAGAAAAUCCUGGAAAAUAACAUGCCUGAUAUUUGACAGCUUUCAUUCAGAGCGUUUCAUUAGACUGUCUGCUGCGGUAUGUACAGCUGUGGAUCUCGUCAGUCAUUGGCUGGAUGUUCUGAAUCUGGACAAGGGCAUCAUUGCCUGUUUUGCAACCACGUCAUGCUGGGAACACCUCUGUCCUUUUUCAUUUGAGUAAAACUAAGCUAUCUUGGUUUUUAUUGUCGUUGUAUCUCUAAGUAUUCAGGUAUUUUUUAAAGAAGAUUAUUGUUGUCGUUUUCUAUUUGAGAGAUAAAAUGACCUCUGAGGAAGUGACACUGUGCAUGUCCUACAAGCUGAACUGAGACUGCUGUAGAAGGAGAAAGAGAGGUAGAGAGAGAGAGAGAACUUGCACACAACCUCACUAGCCUGCACUGUACAUUCAUUUGAAAUGUAUGCAUAACAUUUAAUUUGUUGUGAGCUUGCUCUAUGGCAAGGGCCGUGAAGUAUAUUUGACUACUUUCAGAUUUGAACCAUGAAGAUGAAAUCAAAUUUGACUGAUUUUGAUCCUAUCUGAAAUCACUGUAUACUGAAAUUGUGUUUUAUAUCAGCUUUUUUCCAAGAUUCAGGAAGACAAUGUGCAACACCUGGGUUGGUUGUAUUUUGAUGUUAUUACCACUACCGUGAAUAUACAGUGUCAAAUAUUGUUCUUCAUUUUUGAAAUGCCAUGAAUGCAUCGAAUUUUAGAGACAAGUUGUUCUGAGACAAAUUGUAACAUACAUUGACAUUACCAAGUUGUGUUAGUGAGUUGUUUUAUUUGUUUCAGCUGGAGAACAGUGCAUUGAACAAUGAAUGUCAUGGACUGCAAAGUUUUAUAAAAAAAAAAAAAGAAAAGAAAAGAAAAGAAAAAGAAAAAAGAAAGAAAGAAAAAAAGUGUGUUUGCACUGUAUUACUUUUUUGUAAC